Betta splendens (Siamese fighting fish) is the source of this 1372-nucleotide messenger RNA. RefSeq names its product cathepsin S, ortholog 1 (gene ctss1). The transcript has 9 exons. Bases 299 to 1288 code for a protein of 329 amino acids. Gene Ontology annotation, molecular function: cysteine-type endopeptidase activity. Gene Ontology annotation, biological process: immune response. Gene Ontology annotation, cellular component: lysosome. NCBI's taxonomy places the organism in Eukaryota, Metazoa, Chordata, Actinopteri, Anabantiformes, Osphronemidae. The record is from RefSeq and is a predicted model, not a curated record.
CCCUGUUGCUUCGCCGUCCUCAUGGCAACAGCAUCCUGGCUCUGGGCGUGCUUGUGCUCGCUGCAUGCUGGGGGAUUAUAUGCACUAGCUCCUGGAUGACAUCCAGCAUCCUGCACUGGAUGACAGGAGGCAGGCGCAGUUCCACUGCAGCUGGUUUCAAAUGAGGCUCAUAUGACCUGCGUGAAAGCACCGAAGUCACAAAAAGGCUUCUGUGUGAGCGACUGAGGAAGCUGUACUUCCUCUUUCAAGCUUCAAGUGUGUUUUCCUGUUCUCUGCAGUAGAUGGUUCUUCGACAAGGAUGAACAUUUUUUUUGCUGUGGUCUUCUGGGCCGUACUUGUCCUUUGUCACCCAUCAUCUGAUUUAAAUAAGGUUUGGGGGAAGUGGAAAAUCCAACAUGACAAGAAUUACGACAAUCAGACGGAGGCUGCCUUCAGGAGAGCAGCAUGGGAGAAGAGCUUGCAUCUGGUGCUGAGGCACAAUCAGGAGGCCUCCGAGGGAACGCACAGCUUCACGCUGGGCCUGAACCACCUGGCUGACAUGACAACUGAAGAGAUCAACGAGAAGCUGAACGGCUUGAAGGUGGACGAGCUUUUUCAUUUCAGGAAUGACACCUUUAAGGAAGUGAGUGGUUCAUCGCUACCUCGGCAGGUGGACUGGAGGACGAGCGGCCUGGUCAGUCCGGUCCAGGACCAGGGCCUGUGCGGGUCCUGCUGGGCCUUCAGCUCUAUGGGAGCCCUGGAGGGUCAGAUGAAGAAGCAAACCGGCGUCCUGGUUCCCCUGAGUCCACAGAACCUGGUGGACUGCAGCACCAGCGACGGAAACGAGGGCUGCAGAGGGGGCUACAUCUCCAAAGCCUUCAGCUACGUCAUCCGGAACAGAGGGGUCGACUCGGAGAGAUCUUACCCCUACGAGCACCAGGACGGGAGGUGUCGCUACUCUGUGAGGGGGAGAGCCGGCGCCUGCUCCAGGUUCCACAUCCUCCCACAAGGCGACGAGAAGGCGCUUCAAGCUGCGGUGGCGGCGGUGGGACCGGUGGCGGCGGCCGUGAACGCCAUGCUGCCGUCGUUCCAUCUCUACCGCGGGGGUUUAUACAACGUGCCCAGCUGCAACCCAAUGCUCAUAAAUCACGCUGUCCUGGUCGUCGGCUACGGCACGGACAGAGGUCAAGACUACUGGCUGGUGAAAAAUAGCUGGGGCACCGAUUGGGGAGAGGACGGCUUCAUUCGACUCGCCAGGAACAAGAACCUCUGUGGCAUUGCCAACCUUGCCAUUUACCCCACGCUGUAACCAUGUGACCUGAAUCCUGCAGUGAUUUAUCAUUUUAAAUCUGAAGAAAUAAAUUCAUCUCAUGCCGUGUGAUGCAAAACAUGA